AUGGCUGGCCGCAAAAAGGUGAGACACAGAGCUCUACGUUCCCAGAAGGAGGAGAUGGAUCCAACCACAGACACAGGCCCUCAAUCGUCCAAUUCAUCCUCGGAGGAGGAGGUGGUGGAUCCUGGUGCCUCUGUUGGCCCGACCAAAGGCCCAGAAGGUGACUUGGCGGCCAUGAUGAGAGACUUUCUCCAUGGACAGCAGCAGCGAGAAGAUUGGUUCAUCGCUACACUCCAAGAAGGUGAGGACAUUGAAAAUUACCUGCUACUUUUUGAACGGAUUGCCAGGACGUGGAGAUGGCCAGAGACUGAGUGGGCAUGUCGGCUGGUGCACCUGCUGUUCGGAAAGGCGUUGGAGGCCUACACGGCAAUGGACGAGCAGCAAGCCCACAUCUACAAAGACCUGAAAGACGCACUCCUGGUGAAAUUUGACAUCUCGCCAGAGACUUAUCAUCAGCAGUUCCGGUCUGUUGUGUUGCCAUCUGGGGAGAAUCCAACUGAGACGUACCACCGACUGAAGGGCUUCUACCGUCGCUGGAUCCGCCCAGAGCUACACAGCAAGGAGCAGAUCGGGGAGAUCGUCAUCCUGGAGCAGCUGCUGCGUGUGCUUCCCGCUGAUGUGAGGACGUGGGUGAAGGAGCACGAACCGGAGGAUGGCCUCGCCGCUGCCCGGCUUGCGCUGCAGUACGUCAAUGCUCGACGAGGGGCAUCUACAAGGCUGUUGGGUUGGGAUCAGCGUCAUCCUAUUCAAACUGCUCCAUCGAGACUUGCACGGAGAGACUUCAAUCAGGCAACGCAAGGUACCAACCGAGGACCUAACCAGCGAGCAGCGGGUAAGGACCUUGUGUGUUACUAUUGCCAGCAGAUUGGUCACAAAACCUCCGUGUGUCCAAUCCGCAAGACUUAAUUCACAGGUGCUUGCUACGCACCCAGGCCAGAGGCUAUCUCAGGAGCAGGGCCUGUACACAUGGACAAAGACAUUUUCCAGCCACUUAAACCGGUGACUGUGAACGGACAGCAGGUUAUUGCUAUGUUGGACACUGGUAGUUUUGUUUCUUUGGUCAAACAGAGUUUAAUCCCUUUUGGUAGACUUUAUUAUGGCAGGCAAACAAGUGUUGUGUGUCUGCAUGGCGACAAACAUUUGUACCCAAAAGCAGAUGCAACAGUGACCAUAAAUGAACAAUCACAUCUUUUGACUGUUGGGGUGGUAGAGAACCUACCUGUUGAUUUAAUUUUGGGAUGUGAUUUGCCUAUGUUGGGGGACUUAUUAAAUGAGGCUACUGAAACAGCUAAAGCUAAUGCUGAGCUAGCUGUUAAUGUUUUUAGCACCCGUGCUAACUAGAGCUCAGGCUAAAGUAGGGAUGCAAAGUCUUCCACAUUUGGAUGACAGUUUAUUUGAUGGAGGCAAAGAAAUGCCAAGAAAGUCCCGUCGUCAAAGACGGUUUGAAAAGAAACUUAAGUUGCCGGAUCCUGAGAUCCCAACCACAGCAGACACAUUUGAAAUACCAGCUGACGUUUCAGCCUUACAAAAAGAAGAUCAAACUUUAAAACCUUUGUUUGCCAAAGUGUCGACGGAAAGUGACAACUGUUUGGGAAAUGUGCGGUUUAUUGUUGUUGAUGAUGUUCUGUAUGCAGCUGAAGGUGAAGGCAAGGCAAGUUUAUUUGUAUAGCACAAUUCAUACACAAAGUAAUUCAAGGU
Molecule: messenger RNA, 1695 nt
Organism: Oryzias latipes (Japanese medaka)
Lineage: Eukaryota; Metazoa; Chordata; Actinopteri; Beloniformes; Adrianichthyidae
Source: RefSeq, a predicted model, not a curated record